Messenger RNA from Fibroporia radiculosa, 1152 nucleotides. RefSeq lists its product as uncharacterized. Lineage: Eukaryota; Fungi; Basidiomycota; Agaricomycetes; Polyporales; Fibroporiaceae. The record is from RefSeq and is a predicted model, not a curated record. The transcript has 10 exons. The coding region runs from base 1 to 1152 and encodes 383 amino acids.
AUGAACACCCACCUCGUGCAGUUCUGCAUUCAAUAUGCGAGCAUAGGUACAGCUCAGCUGCAGCCUUCAUCUUCUCUUGAGCUGCUGAUCAAGUGUAUUUUAGCAUUACUCUACUAUGACUAUGUCCUCACAUUCCCUGCAGAGGUGAAGUACAUUUGGCGUGCUAAGUUCCACUUUGCGACCAUCCUCUAUAUUCUCUGCCGCUAUGCUCUCCUCGCAAACGUGCUCUAUCUGCUCGCCAUCGCCCAUAUUCUUGAAAAGGUGCGCUUCAUUGAGUAUGACUUGAAUCUCGCGGCGCUUACAUUCGACGCUCCCCUCAGUGUGUUUUAUCACGGCCACUUUGCUUCUGUCCGUGUCGCAGGCCGCGCAGCUGUCCUCACAACCUUCACCAUGCGCACAUACGUCGAUGUGUAUCACUCGAUAUCGCACUGGCAUGUCACCGGCACACGAUGCUCUGGACCCACGCCUCCCGAGAUUCAUAUAGCAAGCACCGCGCUUUCCAUUGCUGUGUGCGUGUUCGAGUGGAUUGGGACCACGAUCACCGCUCUGCGAUGUGUACAGGCGCUGAAGGUACAGGAGAGGUGGAUGGAUAGUAUAAUGUAUCUGGUACUGAGUGAAGGACUAUUGUACUUCGGCGGAGUGUCCCUCUUCACUGUCAGUGCGGUUGUGCUCAAUUUUGAAGCGCCAGAUGGAUUCCUCGGUCGUCUACUGAAUGCGCUCACUCUCCCGUACGUCUCCGUUUUAUUCUGGGCCUCGCUCGAUGCUCCUGACCUAAGGACCACCAUUCAUGUACCCGACAGAAUAUCCGGAUUGCUUUCCGCACGUCUCUUCCUGCACUUCCACGCGUGGAACGACGACCACCGUGUCAGCGGGGACACCAUAAGGGCUGUCACGACUCUGCAGUCGUUCCAUGCGACCGGUUUUGGCGGGGAUCCCCUGGAUACUCUUGACGGUCUGGAGUGGACAGAUCGCGAUAAUGAUCAUAGCUUGAAGCAGAAAGCUGAGGACGAUGAGAGUGACAUGCCUACGGAGCAUGUCGUCGUUCCACGGCCGGCAUCUGUCAAUACUCACACUUUCAGUGAUAGUCAAUCAUAUGGGCAGGUGGAGACCAGUGAAGAAAAGAAAGCAGGCAAACGGAGGGAGGCCGUGUAA